GCUAUUGGAAAUUAUUCGUUUCCCUAAGGUGCGCGAUAACUGUAAAAUGUGAGCGUUCCAAGAGAAUGUCUAUCCACGUGGGUCGUGGAAUCACGCGUCAAGGGAAGGCGUGGUUGCUGCGAUCCCGUGUGAAACAGCAUGUUGAUCAGACGAAAUUCUAUCGGCGCCCAUGUAAGUCAUGACUUUGUACGCGCGUGACAGAGGAGUAGAAGGGAUGAGCGUUGGAAUUUUUAUGGAAGGAAAAAAAGGAAAAACUUCGUGUCUGCGACCAAAAGAGGCGGUCGGUAAGCGCGAGGAAUAGGUAUACCAGAGUGAACAAUCGAGAUAACUUGGCAAAAAAUUAUAUAAUUUCAGUUAGUCGGUCCUUCAGGAAAAAGAAUGCUGUUCUAUGAAAUAUCGGAAUUGUCUUGCAUUUUCCUAAAAUCCAUAAAAGGAAUAGAUAUAAAGGACAUAGACUUUUAACUUGUUAUAACAUAACUGACGAUAAAUUUCUUUAACCUGAUACUUAUUAAUACGAAUACUUUUGUUGAUUCAUUAAAAAUUAAUUAAGGUUAUUGCAGAAAAUAGCAUUCCGAAAAACUUAGUUUUAGCAAAACACCGUUUUAAUAAUUCUCUAAUUACUGUGUUAUUAGAUACUUCGAUGAGUAAUUAGAAUUUAUGAUAAAAAUGAUGUGGUUAAAAAAUUAAAAAAAAAAUUAUGAUAAAAGAAAACGUUUAUCCGUUGCAUUAAGAUUGUUACUAAAAGAAUUUAUAUGACCCUAUUUAUCAAAUCUCUAGAAGGAUCGUAAUUGUAAAUGGUUUCAUAUUCCUCCGUAAGGAUUAAAUAUUCGAGUUGAAGAGCGUAGUGAGUGAUUAAGCAAUGACGCGCCUCUUAGAAUCUAUCGUGCAGACGGUAAUAUCUCAGAAAGAUCUUCAACGUAACUACUAAAAUGAACACGUAUGAAAUAGUUUCAUGAUAGAAAAGAAAUGUCAAAAACAAUAAACGUUAAUGAUCAAAAUUCAUUGUCAAAAUUUAUAAUAUAUGUAACUGGAUAUCAUAUACCAUAACAAGGCUUAGGAUAAGAUUAUCUUAUCACGAACAAAACCAACUGGUCGAAUUGUUCUAACUAAAUCGUAUUUUUUAUAAUGCAUGUUUGUUUACAAAUAUCAAUAUCAAUUACCACUUGACUUUGUACAAAUUAAAAUUUAGUAUCCUAAAAUUAAGUAACCUACUUUAGUUCAAAUUGUUGCAUAGUCCAUCUCUGACCUAUGAUACUUAUAUUACUUGUAACUAAAUUACAAAUAUUUAUGCAAAUUCAUAUUUUUAUAAACUUAAAUAGAGGUUUCUCUCGUCUAUUAAACUGUAAGGAAUACUCUACUUUGGAUAUUUUAAAUACGGAUUCUAUGCAUUUUCGUAUACUCGAAUUUCGCAUUAAUGCAUAAAUAUGCAUGACCCAACAAUAAUAGUGGGACAUUAAUCCCGCAAUAGAUACUUUUGUGCGUUAACAUACCUCUAUGUCGAAUUCAACUUCAUACGGAUAUUAAAGCCGUUAUAGCGUUCUAGUGUCGUUGUAAGACACUUUUAUGUUUGAUGUUCUGAAUCUUCCAUUAAUGGUUGUCAUCGGACCAAUCAUCCAACAUUGGUGAUACAGCCGAUUAAGCUAUCGACUCGAGAUCAGUUUGGUGAAACAAUCUAUAUGGUGUAAAAGAAUGUUUCCAUUGCAGAAAACAAUUCUUUCUUGGAAAUAAAUACUAAGUUAUACUUUUAAUUGGGAUAAACAAUUAUUCAUUAUGAUAAGUUCACUGAAUGUUGUGUGUCAUCCAUUUUAGGAAUUUCAACAGCUUUUUCUAAUUCCAGAAAGCCGCAAUCUUAAUUAAGAUCUUCUCAAAAUAAACAAAGAAUCAUCUACUCGAAUAAAAUGACCAACAUGCAAGUUAUUCUGAGAGAGCAUUUCAAGAAUUCCUCUAAGCUUUGCUACUUUGCGUGCUUAUAAGCAAGCGGCGCUUUACUACGACGACGUUAAGUAUAGAAGGACUUUACACUUGUUUAUUCCAUGAAUAUUCCUCUAAAUAUUUAGAAGCAAUUAUUUUUACGUCACAAAAAAUAACUAGUUUUCUGCGAAGAUAUUUCGCUCUUAGUCAAAGAGGAAUUCUUCAUUUCUAUUUUGAAAUCUUCACAGAAGCAUCCUAAGAAGGUUUUAAUUUUCAAAGUAUAAAAAAUGUCAAAAAAUAGCAUAGAGCAAUGAUUUUCAUUUAAGGAACAAAAUGUCAAAAGGACGAAAAUUUAUGUAAAUUUAUUUGUGUUAGCGUCAUACUAUAUUAAUAUUAGAACGCUUUUCAAUUAGAAAAUUUAAACGCAGUCUUUUAUCAACAAAUAAUCAUAGAAAAAUGCUCUCACGAUGAAGGAAAGCAGAUAAAGAAAAGAAAUAUCGGCAAGUCCGUGGGCACGAACGAUAAAGUUACGAUUUGCUGGGCAAUCAAUGUGAAAACCGGUUGUCGGUUGGAGCAUAAUGUUUCUCAAAUCAAUUCGUACUCGACGGGAAAUACACCUGUACCCCGACUUCUCCCUUUCACGCUCUAGCCUCUCGGCAGUCGCUCCGAACUCGCAUAAACGCACACACUCUAUUUAUAGAUAGCGUAAGGUUGAUUACUCUUUUCACAGAUAUAUGCCGCCCGAGUCCUUAAGUUUCAUCAUAAACGUAAAAUGGGAGAAUCAUAAACCAACGUGAUGAGAGAAUAGGCGAAUGAACGAUGGCAAUUCCAACAGAUAGGAGAAAGAAACAAAAGUCUCUUUUUAUUCUAUCUACUUGUGUUCUAAAUAUAUCGAGAUCGAUUUCUAUAUUAAUAAUCUAAAAAAUAUAUUACAUUAUUUGAAGUUCGCUAUCAGUAGAAUGGAUCAAUAGUUGAACAUUAUCAAGAGAAUACUAUCCAUCCCAAGAGUUCUGAAAGAAAUAAAGUAGUAUAAGCGAAACAAGCGGGAGAAGCGUUCCACUGUGGCAUCAUCCAUAUCUUCCAGCAUAAUAACUUCAAUUUCGUCCCGCGGUAUUGCAAUUUACAAAGAAUUGGGACGCGAAAUGGAGUAGACAAAGUGUAACAGAGAAAGAGAGAGUGAGAUCUACGCUGACGAGACAAAGUGUUAUGGUUCUUAAUGUUACGGGAUAUAAUCUGGCGUCUGAACGACUGUGCGUUUCAGUCAUGCCCGUCAAUGUUUUUCCACGGACGAAAACCUGUUGUAAAUUACAUCUCUGCGUCUCGGUCCUCUUUUGUACUCGUCCUUCGAGGGAGAUCGUCCGCACGAGGAUCACCGGAGAAUCUUUCCAUCGAUUUAUUUACUUUUCUACCGGGUCACGGUGUACUGGAGAUCCUCAAACCUAUCUUGCACCAUCAACUUCAUCCCUGAAGAAAUUUCUCCAUAUCAGGAAGAGAAACACAAAAAAUGAAGGACUAAGAGAGUAUUUUAGUCUUGAAGGUUUAAAAAUAGUUACAUAACGGAUGAUAUUCUAUUUCCCGUGUUAUUGAAGACAAUUAUUUGAAAUUUUGGUUACAAGUUAAAAAAUAUGUAUCUACAUAUUUAUCUACAGAGGAUCGAGAGAUAAUAAAAGGAACAUGCUCUAUCGGAUUAAUUCCCGAAAGCAAAUGGUCAACCAGCACCUUCUUGAGCAAUCAUAAAUAUUCGAAAAUCUCUAAAGGGAUUUUAUUCUGGAAGGAUCCUAAAUUCCAGCAGGAGCUGCGUUCUCCAACGGUCCUAAGCCUCUUCGUGAACGAACAUCAGGCCCUGCUUCAGCACGCGACUGAAUUGCCGCGGGUGAAAGUGGGAGAUCUACAUGCAGCAAAAUCCGAGCCAACACAGUCAAUCUAAACUUUCGUUAGAUCAUUGACACGUUCAAGAAACUGUCUGCUUAGAUAAAAGUACUCUUAAAGACUGUCUUAUUGACAACGACUUCGAUAUAACUUCUAUUUUAUUAAAAAUGACAUAGUCCACCAAUAUAGACUUACACUCUUCUCCUAAAGAAGAAAGGAUAGAGGGAGGUUUUCCAAAAUUAAAAUUCAUGAAUCGGUAACUCGAUUCAUCGAAGCGGCGAUACGGUUAAAGACCUCCUUGAGGCGAGAAAUCAUUAUUUCCGGCGAGACGGAUUCGACGAUAGAAAAAAGUUACUUUAGAAGUGUAUCCCCGAGCAGAAGGACUACGGGGAUUUGGAGGCGCAAACGGAGAAGAAUUAGAGGCAUCAAGGAAAAAUGGCGUAUGACGAUGUUAUACUUCGAAUGGGGGAGUUCGGCCGAUAUCAACGCAGAAUCUACCUGUUGCUCUGUCUACCGGCGAUAUCCUGUGCUUUCCAUAAGAUCGCUGGAGUCUUCCUGAGCGCAAAAAUGAACGCUAGAUGUCUGUUACCACAUGAAAAUCCGGAGAAUGCCACAUAUUUUUUACCGCCACACAUACUGAAUACGAGUUAUCCAGGGGGUUACGAGCAGGAAAAAUUGUUACAAUGCUACAUGCUGGAUCUUCCCAAUAUCGUUAAUGAGACAACGAUCAAUAGGUACGUCGACACGUCAACGGGUAAUAUACACGGAGAAAAACCAUUAACUCCGAAUAGUCUCAACACCCAAGGAUACAAGCCAUGUGAAACGUUCGUUUAUGAUAGAAGCAAAUAUAAAAGUACUACUACUUCUGAGUGGAAUUUAGUUUGCGAUAGGUCAUGGUUGAGAGCUACGGGGGAUUCGUUGUUUAUGGUAGGAGUCAUGCUUGGCUCGAUGAUUUUCGGUGGUUUGUCCGAUAAGUUUGGGCGUAGACCAAUUUUCUUCCUGUCUUUAGUCAUACAGUUGGUCGGUGGUGUACUAGUCGCAAUUUCCCCCGAGUAUAUUUCCUACGUUGUCUUCAGGUUAAUAGUUGGCUCCACUACUAGUGGAGUCUUUUUAGUCGCCUAUGUAAUAGCCUUGGAAAUGGUAGGACCAAAGAAGCGUUUGGUAGCUGGGGUCGGCUGCCAAUUGUUCUUCACAACUGGAUAUAUUCUAACUGCUGGUUUUGCGUAUUUUCUAACCGAUUGGAGAAUACUACAAAUCGCUAUCACUGUGCCUAGCAUUGCGUUUCUUCUCUACUGGUGGUUCAUUCCUGAAUCCGCACGUUGGCUAUUGACAAAGGGUCGUGUACAAGAGGCGAAAGAUCUCCUCCAACGAGCUUCCUUAGAAAAUGGCGUAGAGAUGCCGAGCGAAGCUCUGGAUACGCUUCUUAAUAGUAAUAACGAGGAAACUACACCAGAUUAUAGAAAGCCAUCGUUAUUUGACCUUUUUCGGUAUCCAAACUUGAGAAGAAAGAGUAUUCUACUAUUUUUCAAUUGGCUUGUAAAUAGUGGCACAUAUUAUGGUUUAUCCUGGCAUGUGUCCAACCUUGGUGGCAACGAUUACGUUAAUUUCGUCAUAUCCGGGUUGGUGGAAAUACCUGCAUACACGUUUUUAAUCUUUACAUUGAAUCGUUGGGGAAGAAAGAUCAUCCUGUGCGGUUGCAUGCUAAUAGCAGGAUUUGCAUUACUUGGAAUCUUGUUUGUACCUGCUGAUGCUCAGUGGCUCGUAAUAUGUUUAGCGAUGAUCGGUAAGCUCACAAUUACAUCAUCUUAUGGUGCUAUUUACGUUUUUACUGCCGAACAAUUCCCUACGGUUAUUCGAAAUGUCGGUCUUGGAGCAAGCUCGACUUUCGCUCGAAUCGGUGGAGUAAUUGCUCCACAUGUCAUUCACUUGUCUGAAAUCUGGAUGCCUCUACCAUUUGUUAUUUUUGGAUCGUGUGUACUUUUUGGUGGAGUUAUGUCGUUACUCCUUCCAGAGACGUUAAAUAAGAAGCUCCCAGAAUCUAUACAAGAUGGCGAAUUAUUUGGAAAGAAAUCGGAGAAGAAGAAGAAAAAGCAACAACUAGAUAUAGAACAACUAAACGAAGUUGAUGUGAUAAAACCAUUGAAACCACAAGAAAACGGUGUUCACGAGAAACAAAACGGAUGACGUUAAAUUAGGAAAAAAAUACAACGGUUAUGCUCAAAGUAUAUACUUCAAUCCUGUCUGAUUGUAUUUUAGGCACCCUUGUAUACGCGUCUUACGUAUACUAAUCUUAGUGUGCCCAUUGCAAUACUGCAAUACCAAAAACAAAACAAAAAGAAAACAAAAUCACAUUUAUCUUUCAAAUUAUAUCACCAAUGAUGUAGAUUGCUUUUAAUCAAACGAAACAUGCAAAACGUGAAAUCAAAGGAUGAUAAGAAAUGUAUACUUAGACUUUUAGCUUGUUUCGUAAUUACUGGAAAAUACACAAUGAAAGCAAGAAGGUAGCAGUUUCCUUAUGUUUAUACAUACACGUAAUAUACAGCUUUUGUAUUUAAUAGCACAUAAAAAUUCUGCCAGCAUAUAUAUCAUUUAUUUUAAUUUCUAAAUGUGGUUUACAUACAUGUUAAGUGACCUUGAAAUAUAAGCCUGUAAAAGCUUCUUUCGAAAGCUCACGCAGGAAAUAAUUAUAUUUCUGCGCCGAGAUCGCAGAUAAAAAAUACAAAGACUUUGACGUUUUAA
Bombus huntii is the source of this 6519-nucleotide messenger RNA. RefSeq names its product organic cation transporter protein-like (gene Orct). The transcript is spliced from 16 exons. NCBI's taxonomy places the organism in Eukaryota, Metazoa, Arthropoda, Insecta, Hymenoptera, Apidae. The record is from RefSeq and is a predicted model, not a curated record. Gene Ontology annotation, molecular function: transmembrane transporter activity. Gene Ontology annotation, cellular component: membrane. Bases 4216 to 5964 code for a protein of 582 amino acids. Gene Ontology annotation, biological process: transmembrane transport.